Messenger RNA from Vigna angularis (adzuki bean), 1236 nucleotides. Its product is annotated as PKS-NRPS hybrid synthetase cheA-like. The transcript has 3 exons. The coding region runs from base 1 to 1236 and encodes 411 amino acids. NCBI's taxonomy places the organism in Eukaryota, Viridiplantae, Streptophyta, Magnoliopsida, Fabales, Fabaceae. Gene Ontology annotation, biological process: regulation of DNA-templated transcription. The record is from RefSeq and is a predicted model, not a curated record.
AUGGCUUUUGAUUUAGGAUUUGUUGUGGUAAUAGUAAGAUCUGACAUAGCUACUGGUGUACGGGGAAGAAAAACGUAUGUCAAGCUUGGAUGUGAAAGAGGGGGAAAAUAUAGGAAAUACAAAGCUGAUGCAGUGGCUAGUGUAUACGGCACUCGUAAAUGUGAAUGUCCGUUUAGAUUAAAGGGUAAACCAUGUUCAGAUGGGGCCGGAUGGGUGUUGAAGGUGAUGUGUGGACAUCACAACCAUGAGUUGGCUGAAACUUUAGUGGGUCACCCUUAUGCUGGCAAGUUAAAUACGAGUGAGAAGUCAUUACUGGUUGAUAUGACAAAGAGUAAAGUUACACCUGCAAAUAUUUUAUUAACACUCAAACAAAAUAAUGAUCGAAAUGUGACAACGAUUAAACAAAUCUACAACGCAAGGCAUGCGUAUAAACGAUCAUUAAGAGGGUCCAGAACUGAACUACAACAACUUAUGAUGUUGUUGGAUCGGGAUAAGUACAUUCACUGGAGUAGAUAUAGACUUCCGUUGCUUGGGAUUGUGGGUAUGACGUCUACAGGGUUAACCUUCUCAGCAGCAUUUGCUUUCUUGUCUACUGAAAGGCAGAGUAAUUUCACAUGGGCUUUGGAAAAGCUGAAAGGUUUAUUUUUAACAUCUGAGGGUGGUCCUAAAGUUAUUGUGACUGACCGAGACUUGGCUUUGAUGAAUGCCAUAUCAAGUGUAUUCCCUGAGUCAUAUCAGAUGUUAUGUCGGUUCCACAUCCUUAAAAAUGUUAAAGCUAAAUGCAAAAUGUUAGUUCAUUCUACUGAGGUUUGGGAAGUGUUGAUGGAUGCAUGGGAAAAUGUGAUGGAUUGUGCUGAUGAAAGCUUGUUUGCUGAGUAUGUGAAUGGUUUUGAAUACGCAAGCAGAUCAUGGCCUUUGUUCUUUGAAUAUGUUAAUCAGAAUUGGAUUAUUCCGUACAGCACAUACUUUGUAAAGUUCUGGACGAACAAAGUAAUGCAUUUAGGGAACACAACCACAAAUAGGGCUGAAUCUGCUCAUUGGAGCCUGAAGAAAGUUCUGGGCAAUAGUAUGGGUGAUUUGUGUUAUUGUUGGGAUAAUAUUCAUAACGUCAUUAUCUUACAACACAACAAGAUUAAGGCGUCAUUUGAAAGUAGUUUGUUGCUCAGGAGUGACUAUUUUAAAGGCUACAUAUAUAGAGAACUUAUUGGGCGUGUGUCUCGAUACAUAAUCAGAUAA